Messenger RNA from Ipomoea nil (Japanese morning glory), 1626 nucleotides. RefSeq lists its product as uncharacterized. The record is from RefSeq and is a predicted model, not a curated record. The transcript has a single exon. Bases 1 to 1626 code for a protein of 541 amino acids. NCBI's taxonomy places the organism in Eukaryota, Viridiplantae, Streptophyta, Magnoliopsida, Solanales, Convolvulaceae.
AUGUUAAACGACCUCCGCGCAGAAUUCACUCGCUGGCAGAACGAGCAUGCCUCAAGGCCUCCUCCCGAUCAUACCGCUUCAUUAUUGCGGACACCCUUCAUGGUGGAGACCAUGGCUCAACCUUACCCGCUUGAUUUGCGAAUCCCUGGAAACAAAGAAUAUGACAGCCGGACAGACCCGGAGGUCCACAUCAACACUUACUAUGACAAUAUGCUGAUGAUGGCCGUAACUGACUUUGUGAUGUGCCGGGCUUUUUACUCGACGCUUUCCGGUCGGGCAGGUGAGUGGUUCAGAACAUUGCAACCGGGGUCUAUUUCUGAUUUCGCUAGUUUGGCGACGAAGUUCACUCGGAAGUUUGUCACUUCCAAAGUUGUCCGGAAGCCUUACAUGUACCUCGAGAAGGCUAAGCAGUUGGAAGGAGAAAGCUUGACUGAUUUCUUAGUCAAGUGGAAGGCGACGGUCGGAGAGGUCGAGCCCAUGGACGACCUAACAGCCAUUCACAUGCUACAUAUUUCUCUCCGAGCGGGUUAUUUGUAUCAGUAUUUUAUACUCCACCCGCCUACCACCUAUGAGGAAGCGCUCCGAAGAGUGACGGAUUAUGCCAAUGCUGGAGAAGCAAAUGCCGUCAAACGCUCCCAAGAGGUCGGAUCUUCCCGGAAAGCUUCCGGUCGGUCGGAUAACAGGUCGGGCGAAGACCAUCCCCGACCCCGAGCACGACCGGGAAAUUUCACGGCGUUAAACCGAUCGGCUGCAGAAGCCAUGCAAUAUGCUCAGUCCUGCAACCUCAUUCGUCUACCUCAUCCGAGACCGGAUGGGAAGGAUAAGUCGAAACAUUGUGCUUAUCAUCGGUGUGCUGGGCAUGACACGGAGGAGUGUACACAUUUGAAACAAUUGUUGGAAGACUUGCUCCAGUUGGGGAAGUUGGAUAAGUGUGUGGGGAAGCGAGAAGAGAACAAGAGACCAUCCGAGAGGAAAGAUCACAGACGCUCCAAUCGCCCCGAUCGAUCAAACCAGGACCGGAGAGAUCAAGACCGGCGAGAUCCCGACCCCCCGUCUGGCAAUCGGCAAACAUCAAAGCCGACCAUUCAUGUUAUAUUCGGGGGCUUGGAAGAUGCUUCCCAAGCUCGAAACCCUUGCCCGGUCGCGAUCGUCGACUCCCGGGAAACCGGUAAGAGGCAGAAAAUGGAGCCGAUCACCUUCUCUCUCGAAGAUCAACCCGAGAGCAGAGACACUUGGAUGGAAGCGCUUGUUGUUACGAUCGACAUCAUGAGAGUCGACGUACAAAGGGUGAUGGUAGACACCGAGAGUAGUGUUAAUGUCCUUUAUUUGGACGUUUUCAAGAAGCUAAAACUUGACCGCCGGGAGCUGAUUCCGGUCGGUGUACCCUUGUCGGGAUUUACCGGGGCUACCAUCCGCCUCGAAGGAAAAAUCGUCCUCCCGGUCGAGCUAGGAACUCCGCCUAAGUCAGUCAAGACGGAGAUGGAAUUUGUGGUCGUGAAUCUUCACUGCGUUCACAACGUGAUCUUAGGCCGCCCGGCCAUCAAGAAGGUCGGGGGAAUUAUAUCUAUGCCUCACAUGUGCAUGAAGUUUCCUACCCCGACUGGGGGUUGGAGUUCUACGCGGUAA